GGUGCUCCUCCGUGCGCGGAGGUCGGUUCUCCUAAGUCGCAGAGCGGCCCCGUGGCUAUAGGUUCGAACCUGGUCCCGGGCUGCGCCUCUCGUAGACCGGGCUGCCGGCGGUCCCCGUGGGGGCGGCCAGGAAACCCUCCGGGACCCUUGCCGAGUCCCUCGGAUUACCCUUCGGCCCACUUGGCCCUGGAACCCUCCAUACCGGAACCGGGGCGAGGCUGCCACAGUCGUCCCCGCCGCUGGUUCCAACUUAAGCACGCGCUUCCGACUGGUCCGCGAGUCGCUUCGCCACCCUGCAAGUGCUAAUUGUGGUGCGUGCGCAGGAGGCUGGUGAUAUUGGCAGAACCGUCGCGAACUGCUCCAUUCCGCUGUAGCCCCCGCUAGUACCCCCCGGGAAGAAUUCAGCAUGUCUUCCUCCAGAUUGGGGCUCCGUUUGGCUGCCUGUUUACUAAACAUUUCAGAAGCCAGAAGAAAACACAUUGUUGAGAACAUAGCAAAAGCAGCUCUUCUUGGAAAAAAUGGGAAGAAUCAUCCUGAAGUAUCAGUACUCAAUAUAUUUUCUGAUCAAGACUACAACAGAUCAGUCAUUACAAUAGCAGCUUCUGUUGAUGAAUUAGGCAAUUCUGUUCUGGCUGCCUGCUUGGAGGCCUUCCAGUCUAUCGAUAUGGAGGUUCAAGAGGGAAUCCACCCUUGUCUGGGAGCAGUGGACCUGAUUCCCAUUUACCCUCUCACUGAUGUUGGAGUGGAAGAGUGUGGAGCUGUGGCCAGAAGCCUUGCUGAGAAUCUGGUCCUUCACGUUCCGGGCAGCAGCGUGUUUCUUUUUGGGGAGGCCGACCUGCCUGAGAAGCGCACCCUUGUCCAGAGAAGAAAGCAGCUGGGCUGGUUCACAAGGAGGGACUUCAGUGCUCUCAAACCUGACCUGGGAGCCGUACCCGCCCGAAGAUGUGGUUUAACAGGCAUCGGCGCCAGCCCAUAUGUGAUGAACUGCAAUGUCACCAUAGACUCUCAAGACUUGGCUUUGGGAAAAGAGAUUGCUAGUGCCAUUCGGGGCUCAAAUGCAAAUGGACUGAAGGGCGUCCAAACGAUGGCUUUUCCCCAUGAAGGGAAAAUUGAAAUAGCGUGCAAUGUGGAGAGUUUUGAAGACCAAGAAGCUAUAGAAACCUCAGAAGAUUCUCGAUACAUGGCUUACAGUGUCCUUGGCAACCAUUUUUCCUAUGUAUCUCCUCACUACAUAGAAGCUCAAGUUAAAAAGUUGGCAGGUGAUAAAGGAAUUGGUACUAUAGGGAGAGCAUUAAUUGGAUUUACACCUCAAGAGUGCAAGAACUGUGCUGAAUAUGCUAUAAAGGAAAGUAUUGGAGAAUUCUGGAAGAUACGGGGAGGUGUUUUCAUGUGAUCCAGUUUAAGGAUUCAUAUAAAUUUUAAGGGAAAAUAUCAAUCGUUACAAAAUUGUUUUUUGGCCAGUAAAGAUGAGGGGAAGAUACAAAGAGUUUGGUUAUAGCUUUGUAUUGGAAAAUUAGAAGCAUUCUUUGUUCAACAAUCAGUUUUUAUAGGUUUUCAUAGUUGCCCUGUGAUAUUUCUGGUUGUCAUUAAAACUUGAUGAGAACAUAAUUCUUCAUCAAGUUUAUGCACUUGUGUGCCUUAGAAGCCCCCCUGAAUCAGCUGAGUAAUAUGGCCAUGGUUGCUGAACCACCUUUAAUUAUUGUGAACAAAACCAAAAAUGGAAUGAGCACUGGACAGUGGAUUGACGGGCUUGUAUUCCUUGGUCUUACCUGCCUGGUAGCCAUAAUCCCAUCACCUAUAAAAUAGGGAAAAGAUUUCCCACUUUAAGCAAUCUCAUUUCCCUGGUUUCCCCAAAGUCUUUAUUCCCAAGUUUUAUAUUCAACUUUAAUUUUUUAAGUAAUCAUUUUUAAUGUGUAUUUUAAAAAAUUAGCCAUGGCUAGUGUGGCUCAGUGGACUGAGUGCCAGCCUGUGGAUGGGAAGGGUUGAUGGUUUGAUUCCCCGCCAGGGCCCGUGCCUGGGUUGCGGGCCAGGUCCCCAGCAGGGGCUGUGUAAGAGACAACCACACAUUGAUGUUUCUUUCCCUCUCUUUCCCCUUCCUUUCCUCUAUCUAUAAAAAUAUAUAAAUAAACCUUUAAAAAAUCAAGGAU
Molecule: messenger RNA, 2147 nt
Organism: Pteronotus mesoamericanus
Lineage: Eukaryota; Metazoa; Chordata; Mammalia; Chiroptera; Mormoopidae
Gene: FTCDNL1
Product: formiminotransferase cyclodeaminase N-terminal like
Exons: 6
Coding region: 407-1393 (328 amino acids)
Molecular function (GO): transferase activity; folic acid binding
Source: RefSeq, a predicted model, not a curated record